AUGAUUAAAAAUAAUAUUCGGCCAAGAGCUUCAAGUGAAAGGCUAGACAGAUUAGCUGCUUUGGAGAAUUAAACAAGUCUUGAAUGGAUUAUGAAAAACUCUUAAAUGCUAGAAAUGAAAUCGAACAUCAGAAUGAUUCCUAAGGACACAUUGUCCCUUAAUAUUCAUGUUCCAGAGCAUGAAGGAGUGGCAACGAUUUGGGCAGAUAAGUGGUUUGGACAAAAGAAGAUUUCACAGUUUAGAGGCUUAUUGAUUUAUGAUGAUCAAUUUUGCCUUGUUUUAAAUGAUUGUUUUAUCGAAAAGAAAAGAUAUUAAUCGUCCCAUUUUAGAGCAUAUUUCUUAAAGCUUAUUAAUCAAACUGGAUAGUUAGUAUUAAUAUUCUCUCAUCCACUAUCUCUCAAAUAAUGGAAUAACUGCAUAAAGAAAUUUUGCAAGAGAAAUAAUUUCAAUAAAAAAUUUAAAGUAGUAGAAUUGAUAUGUUAAAACUUUUAUCAAAUACAGCACAAAAAGCAAAAGAAGUUAAUGUCUUCACAGGUGAUUAAUUUAGCUAGCAUUUAAAAUUAUGACUAAGCAGAGUUACUUGACAAUUAUUUAAAAAUAUUAAGAAAUUCUUCUAUAAAUAAUUAUAUUGAAACACUAGGCGUUUUUGAAGAAAAACAAAUGCUAUUUAUAGUUUGCAAAUAUUUUAAAGGUAAUUCACUUGAUUAAUUUUAUAAUUAAUCUAAAAAAUAAUAUUUAACUUAAAAUCAAAUAGCCACAAUCUGUAUAUCAAUUCUGCUUGCCCUGAAGUCUUUAUCAGAAGAAGAAUUGUUUCAUGGUAAAAUCUCUUUUGAAAACAUCCUUUAUUAUAGUAAUUUGAAAAUUUAAUUUGGAACCUAUUUGAUUAAUUCGCAUUAUAAAUUUUAUGACUAAAGUACACUUUUCAAGUACCUCUAAUCUACUCCAGGAUAUUUAAUAGCCCCUGAAAUCAAACAAGGAAUAAAUCCAUCAAUAUAAACGGAUAUUUAUUAAUUAGGAAUGGUUUUAGGCUUAAUCACAUUUUUCAAUUUUACAAAAGCAUUCAACUAAGAUUAUUUUUUAGAGCAGUCAACUUCUUUAAUGUAACUAAUUGUAUAAUAAGAGAAAUUAAUAAUAAAAUAGAAAGAGUCUUAUGAUUAUCCAUAAUUAUUUAGUAUUAAUCAAUUGGAUUUGAUCAAACAAAUGAUUUAACCAAAUCCUAACCUUAGAAUAAGUCUCAAUGAUGCUUUGAAACAUGUUUGGUUAAUAAACAACAAAGAGAAGAAAGUCUAGAAAUUAAUACCUAAUCAAAUUGCAUUUCCAAGUUUACGAACAAUAAUUGAAAUAAAGGAUAGCGAGUGUGAUAUUAAGAAAACUAUCAACAAUUUUUCAGAUGAAAAUAGCUCCUAUGUAAAAUAAUUGUAAGAUCCAAAUUCUCUUUUUGAGCAGAUAAAGUAUAAUUAAUAAGUCAAUUCAGAGACUUUUGUAGAUUCAAAUGAUGAUGAUGAGAAUUUGUUGAAUGACAAAAUUGAAAAGUUGAAUUAGUAAAAUAAUUUGGUUCCAUCCUUUAAAGAACAUUGUUGCAUGUAUCAAUCAAGAUGCAUUUGA
Molecule: messenger RNA, 1605 nt
Organism: Paramecium tetraurelia
Lineage: Eukaryota; Ciliophora; Oligohymenophorea; Peniculida; Parameciidae
Exons: 2
Biological process (GO): protein phosphorylation
Cellular component (GO): cytoplasm
Molecular function (GO): ATP binding; protein serine/threonine kinase activity
Source: RefSeq, a predicted model, not a curated record